AUCAAACAUAGCUUCUCUCUGUUUUUAUGUUACAAACAUUUCUAAAGAUCUUUUGUGGGGUUUCACUAUACCGCAGCUUUUCUGUACGGAGAAAUUAUAUCUUGGUUUUUUUUUCCCUUUUUAAGAUGGAUUGGAGCGUGUGCUUUGGCAUUUUUCUGCUUUUGGGAUCCAAUUGAUUGAUGGGUUGUUAAGCUUUUUUAAAUCCCAUUCUGGGUUUUGGAUGAUUUAUGUUAGUAAUUAAUUUCUGGGUUUUUUUGUGAGUUUUGAAUGCUUAUUUAGUUUCAUGUCUCUUUUUCUAAUUUUGGGCUAAAUUGAUGGCUUAGUUUCUUUUUAUCUUUGUUUUGUUUUAGUCCCUAUGAAAGUUGAAGAAAAAGCUGCUGAAUUGUCUUUUGAAUUUCUUGAUGCUUUCGGUUAUUAGGUGCUAACUGCUGGAACUUUAUUCUCUUCUACCUGCUUCAUGAAAAAAGAUACUUUCGUUUAUAUCUCGUGUGCUUGUUUGAUUUCCUCACGAGUCGCAACCCACAAAAGUGAAUACUCCCUGCCUCCCAAAAUGUCUUGCAAGUUACUGCAUGAUUAUUUGAUGUUAUAAUUCUUGAUUUAAUUAAAGCGUAGACAUGAAUGCGUUUCAAAUGAAUUUUAUACUUGAUUUGGAUGAUAUUGAAGCCGUCAUCAAUAAUAAGUGUUUAUUUAUCCAAAUUACACCUGAUUGGAUAUCGGAUUUGAGAAGUAGACUGAGUUACACUUUUAUGAUGAUUAGUUACAAUUUUUUGCUUGAAAAAGUUUUAAGCAAAACCCAGAUCUUAAAUCUACCUGAAUUUCUGAAUAUUUAGUGAGCAUUUGCUUUCAUUCGAGCUGCCUGCAUAAUAAUGAAUGCACAUUCUUUUGGUGGACUGUUUUUUUGUUCUUUAUCUUUGAACAGCAUUAGAAAGAUUGUGAUGGUGAAAGCAUAUGCUCAAGAGCACGUUUACAAGCAUCCAUGGGAGCGAGUAACUUCUGCAUCUUGGCGCAAGUUUGCUGACCCUGAGAAUAAACGUACCUUGUCUCAUAUUCUUGAAGUUGACACAUUGAAUCAUAAACUUGAACCUCUCUCUGGUAAGCUUUACAUUUACGCUACUCUCGCUCUUACCUGCCAUGCUUCUGGGCCAUGGUUUAUUAAAGAAAUCAUUGGCCAAGAUAUCAGCAACUAUGUUGAAUCGACAGUUGUUGAUGCCCAAUCUAAAUCAAUGCAACUUACAACCCGUAAUGUCAGUCUUCAGAAGUUUAUAGAGGUAGAGGAGAAGAUACGGUAUGAUCCUCACCCAGAUAAUCUAACAGGCUGGACGAUUUGUGAACAGGAAACUAGUAUUCGUAUUAAGCCAUUAUCAGCCCUGGCAUCCAUGGCGGAAAAAGUUGAGCAACGAUGUGCUGAGAGGUUUAUGCAAAAUAGUGUUAAGGGCAGAGAGGUUAUGGAGAGGAUCUGUAAGUAUCUUGAAGCUGAAUUUAGCUGGAUGGCUCCAUAAUUCUGACUUUCCACACUUAAAAGAGUAGGGAAUAACAAAAAAA
Messenger RNA from Durio zibethinus, 1542 nucleotides. Lineage: Eukaryota; Viridiplantae; Streptophyta; Magnoliopsida; Malvales; Malvaceae. The record is from RefSeq and is a predicted model, not a curated record.